UAUGAGCAAGUACUACAUGGACGAAUCAGAAAAAAAUAAUACAAUAUUGCAGUCUCGUUCGUAUUCCGUCAUCAAAUGUAAACAUUAGCGAAAAUAGGAAUUACAGCUAACAGAGGAAUAAAAUGGUCAAUCUUGUUGCUCCGUUAUCAAUGUCACAGAUGGCAUUCAGACGGCUGUGGGCCUACGAAGACGAGCCACGACUGAACCGGCAAGCACGUCAGCGAAUGAUGGAUCGCAGAGACUAUUUGUCCGGACUCAAGUGGGUUUGGGCUUGCAAUGGAGAAGUCCCGCCUGAUGCAGUGACUGUCGGAGAUUCUGCCGAGGACCAGAAAUGUUACAUUGGACGGGCGCAUCAUCAAGGGUCGGUUACGCCUGGACAGAUUAUCCCUCACCGAAAAGCUUGCUGCAUUCCUUGGGGGGGAGACCAACAUGAACAGAACAUCUACGAAGUGCUCUGUACUACAGGCAGGUUUGUACCCAUUUCGGAGAAAAGCACAGAAGCUCUUCUCCGCGCAAGUUCGGCCGGUGUGUCCGAGGAUGGAGAACCACUGUUCAUUGGACGGGUCCUGCAUGAGGGAAAGUUUAUAUGCGGAAAGGUUCAACGAUCUCACGGAGUUUGCUACGUUUCACACGAGGGUGGAGAAGUUGGAUUUAGCGAAUAUCAGGUGUUUGUGGUUGAUUCACCAGAGCUGCUAGAUUGUCACUACUGGGUUAGUGCCGAUGAUAACCAGAUUCCAAAAAAUGCUUUCAUUACCGAAUCAAAUGAAAGCGGGAACAUUUAUGUCGGUCGAGCAGGACAUCGGGCAUCUUGCACACCUGGGGCUAUGAAUCCAGCGACCCAAAAAUGUCACAUUGCUUGGGGAUCCGAUGAACAUAGAAAGAGCAAAUUUGAAUACUUGUGCAACUGCAAAGGAAAGUUCGUGAAAACACAGGAAAACUACAUUCCAGUUGGAGCCAUCCGUGGAGGAUACUCGGAGUUUGGAGAACCACUGUUCAUAGGACGUGUGCAAAUCGGCAAUCAGUUUAUCGUCGGAAAGGUGCAGCCGUCGCACAAGGUGUGCUAUGUUCCGUAUCGUGGUAAGGAGGUAGCCUACAAGGAAUUUGAGAUAUUGGUCCUAGAGUAGUAUUACAUUAUUUAAAGAGAUAGGAAAAAUUUCAUGUGAUACUUAUAGUCACUGCAUGUUAAAAUAAAAAAUAUAUUAGCAACGACAUACAACACUAUUGAAUUAAAUGUCUGAUUUUAAACCAUUACUCCAACGAAUUUC
Molecule: messenger RNA, 1265 nt
Organism: Topomyia yanbarensis
Lineage: Eukaryota; Metazoa; Arthropoda; Insecta; Diptera; Culicidae
Exons: 2
Coding region: 123-1124 (333 amino acids)
Source: RefSeq, a predicted model, not a curated record